Messenger RNA from Ficedula albicollis (Collared flycatcher), 1179 nucleotides. It is a transcript of the gene RAD51AP1, whose product is annotated as RAD51 associated protein 1. The record is from RefSeq and is a predicted model, not a curated record. Gene Ontology annotation, biological process: interstrand cross-link repair; double-strand break repair via homologous recombination. NCBI's taxonomy places the organism in Eukaryota, Metazoa, Chordata, Aves, Passeriformes, Muscicapidae. Bases 67 to 852 code for a protein of 261 amino acids. The transcript has 8 exons. Gene Ontology annotation, molecular function: double-stranded DNA binding; single-stranded DNA binding.
UCGCAGCUGCGCGUCCGCGGCGGCACUUUCGGCGCUGCUCCUGCGGCAGCGCGCCCGGCGGCGGGGAUGGCGCGGCCGGCCCGGAGGAACAAGAAAGUUGUUGAUUAUUCUCAGUUUGGGGAUUUGGAAGAUGAUGAUGAAGACUUUGCACCUUCAAGCAAAAAAUCCAGAACACAGCUCAAGGAAUCGAAGAAGGAGAAAAAAGAGAAGCCAAAAAAGCCCAAAGAAGUGACUCCAUCACAGACACUAAGUAAGAGGUUGUCCUUGGAUGACAAACUUUAUAAAAGAGAUUUGGAAGUUGCCUUAGCCUUAUCUGUCAAAGAAAAAUCUACAAAUCCCCAAGAGGUGCAAAAUUCAGAAGAACAAGGUAAGAAUAUUGAAUCAGAAAAUACACAGAGGAGACCUCCUUUUUCCAACUGCAGUGUAGACAGUGAACUUUUAGGUCUCAAUCAGGUUAUGAAUGAUGACACUCCUGAGGCUGACGGGAGGCAAAGGACAGCAGCAACCAAAGUUUCAGCACAUCAGAAGUCAGAGGUGGAUGACAAUGAUGACAGAGCCCAUGAUCCUGACUCUGUACCGACAUCACCUAUAGUUUCUCCUUCCUGGAUAACAGAGCACAGCUCUGAGCCGAGGCAGAAGGUGUCCAGUCCCUCAGGAGCAGCUGGGAGGCCUCUGUAUGCAUCAAGUCCUGUCACAGACAAAAAGCCUAAAUGGACACCACCAGCUCCAUCAGGAAGCAGCAAUGCCUCUGUGAAAUGUGUUCCUGUUAAGUCACCUACUCACUGCCUUAGACUUGGCCUUUCCAGACUGGCAAGAGUCAAACCUCUCCAUCCCAGUGCUACCAGCAGUUAAUUGGUCAGUGACAAAGUGCCACAUAGGAAAAGACUGUGGAAAGGGUUUUUCUGACAAACAGAGGGUGGGCAGCAUCCUGGAAUCACCCAUUUUGGAGGACUCUUGUUACAGAUGUGUCUGAUGUUAGGAUGAGUUUUUAUUCUGCGAAUUCCUAGGCAUCUUUAAGUGCUACUGAAUAAUAACAUGAUUUAAUCAAAGUGACAUCUGUGCCAACAGCUUUUUGAUGUGUUAUAUUCAGAGAUUCUGCUUUGUGAAUAUUUUAAUUCUUUAAUACCUGAACUCUUGGCAUUAACACAGUCUAGAUAGCACUAUGGCAGUAUGAAUGAU